Messenger RNA from Ornithodoros turicata, 2612 nucleotides. RefSeq lists its product as uncharacterized. The coding region runs from base 413 to 2044 and encodes 543 amino acids. NCBI's taxonomy places the organism in Eukaryota, Metazoa, Arthropoda, Arachnida, Ixodida, Argasidae. Gene Ontology annotation, cellular component: nucleus. The transcript has 9 exons. The record is from RefSeq and is a predicted model, not a curated record.
GAUCGAUACGAUAGGCGGUCGCGGUCUUUUCGUCCUGCGUCUGCUUGCGAUAAUUCUCCAAACUCCAAUUUCCUUCUCGCUCGGGAAUAUAGGAGUCAGGACAUCAUAUAUUUGAGUGACGGCGAAAAAAUGCUAAAUAUUUACACGCUGAGCAUCUUCUGAUUGGGUAGAACAGCACAGAGGAAUCAAGUCAUCGCUGGCUUUCUAUGUGCAGAUAGUGCACUCGAAUAGACCCUUCAGAAAAUCCCAUGAUUCCCUGUCGUGACGGACUGUGGGAACUUGCUGGAGCGCGCACUCAGGGAGGGAAGCGAAGUGUUUCGGAGUCAGGUCGCCAUGUUAGUGUACCUUGGCGAGCUCCUCCGUCGUGUGAAUUCGCCUUUACUUCUGCGUACUCAUUCACAUAAACACAGCAAUGGCGCCAGUGACAUCUUAUGGAUGCCAAUGUUGUAUCCCAAGCUGCAAGCACAUUCAGAUGCGCAACAGGGAUGUGUCCUACCACUCUUUCCCGAAAGAUGCCAGUCUCCGCGAGCAGUGGAUUCAAGCCGUCAUCCAAAACACAGCGUUGCCAGAAUUGUGGCAGCCCAAGCCCAGCCACAAGAUUUGUGGUGCACACUUCAAUGUCUGUGGGAAGAAACAAUAUAUGGACAAGGUGCCACGGUUCCUGAAGCCUGGCACGUUCAUUCAAACAUGUCCAUCUCAAGUUACCCAGCCUUCCCCUCUGGACGUGUCUGUGGAGGUCACCGUGGAAACCUCCUCCGAGGAAGUGUCCAGCAUGAGUCUCGAAGAAGAUGCAUUGUCCUCUGAGCCUGAACACUUCUUAAGUCACUCUGACUUUGUUGAUGAGACAGAAGGGCGAACCAUGCCGUCAGGAGGUUCCACCUUCAUCAAGGAAGAACCUCACAGCACCACACCUUCUGCAUUACCUGGAAACCGUGUAAGCACUCGAGAACCGACGGCAAGCGAUUAUGCUGAAGUAGUGACUGAGAAUGCCUUGAUCAAAUGUGAACCCCAAGACACAAGUUUCUCAUGUCUUCUAGGAAGUCAUGACAGUUCAGAAGCCGCGAUGGCUGCUUAUGAUGCCGUCCCCAUCAAGACAGAACCCUACAACACCAGCUGUCCUGUUUUACCGAGAAGUCACGAAAACAAGGAUGAAGCUAAGACAGACCAGCAUCCAGAAAUUUCUGCAAUGGCGAGCCGUUGCUCACCACCACCGAAAAGGAGGCGGGCAUCGGCAUGGAGUGAUGAGGAACGGCUGGAGUUCCUCCAGGAGGUCAUGCAGAGAAGGAACAUCAUUAGAGGCAGGUUCAGUCCCCUGUUGACAAAGCAGGACAAGAAAGCUGCUUGGGAGGAGAUAGCUGCUGUCCUCAGUGCACGGCAUCCUUCUGCGCUGCGGACUGUUCCUGAGCUGAAGAAACAGUGGGACAACCUGUGUUCAAGGCACAGAGCUAUAUUUGCAGAAUUCAAGAGACAGUCAACACAGACAGGAGCAGGAGUUAACGUCUCCCAGCUAUCAGCCGUAACUCAGGCAGUCAUUGAUAUCAUCAGCGACGACCCCCCUCUUAUCUCGGGCGUGGAGGGUGGCAUCGAUGUCCGCAGCGCUGCCUUCAACGGAGACGUCAUUGCCGGCCUGCCGGGGCCAUUCACCACCGACGACCCAGAUGAUGAUGAGGAUGCAGCAUUCCGGGCUACCGUACCAGAGGUUGGGCUCCAUGAGGACGACAACCUUGCGUUGACGCAGCAGCAGCAGGCAGGAGCGGGCGACAGGGCCCCACUUAACCUUCUUGCUGACGGUGGAACCGGUACAGGGGAACCCCAGACAUAUUCCCAGCAAGGCAGGAGCGACACCUAUUCGUCAGCACUACGCACUCGGGCAGAAACAGCGAAGCUAGAGAGAGAACUCCUCGCACUAAGACAAAGGGUUGCGUCCGAGGAAAUGGAGACAAAUCGUUUAAAGCAACAGACGGAACUUAUGAAACAGGAAACUGAGAGGCUGAAGCAGGCUAGGAUACGGCUCGAAAUUGAUCGUUUGCUGCAGCAGAAGUAGCCAAGCCAAGCCGUUCUGAACGGGGCGUAGUGUCAAGUAUUAUAUUUUAAGUUAACUAUCACUUUUCUUUCACAUUCAUGCUUGUUUGCACACCAUAAGUUUCCAGUUCUCAUCUUCGUGCACCCUCACAAGUGCUCUGUGUGUUCCAUGCAAUCCUUGCUUUGUGCACAAUAUUGUACAGCAUCUACAUGGCUAUGUGUUUCUCUCAUCUUUAUCUCAUUCUCUCUCUUCUUUAUCUCAUGGCUAUGGCUAUGUGUUGUUCUCUUCUUUUUAUGCAUAGCACCCUUCAUAACCGUUAUGUGAUUCCGACAAUGCUUGUGUAUGUUCUCUAAGGCUGAUAUAUGUGUUCAUUACGCUACUCCACUUCAGCCAAUUAUUUCUCCAAUUAGCCAAUUAUUAAUCUCUUAGAGCACUAUGCUAGUAACAUCAAGUUGGCUUCUGUUGCUUUUCCACAAAUACAUUGCGAAAGUAGUGGUGCUGUGGGAGUUGGGUACAUUAGAAAAUUACACUGUGAUGAAGGAGGGAGCAGUACAAUAAAACUUCACCAUUUGUGCCCAAUUCGGUUCUC